ACAUGAGUGCCGUUUUCUCCUCGCGCUGGGCCGAGCGCCAUGCCUGACCGGGACAGUUCCUAUCUGUCAGGUGGUGGUGGGAGUGCUGGUGGUCUGGGUGAGGAAGGAGGACUUGGUUCUGGCUUGGCAGGGGGCUCUGCAGAGGGCAGAGGAGGUCCAGGAGGAAGUGUUGGAGGCAACAUCUCUGGUUCAGGGAGCAUGGGGGGCGGCGGAGCGCUUGGAAAUGGCAACAGUUGUGGGAACGGCGGAGGUGGGGGGCAAGGUGCAGGACUGGCGUUGGACGGCGUCUGCAGGGACUUCAUACGCAAUGUGUGCAAGAGGGGGAAGCGCUGCCGCUUCAGGCACCCAGACUUCAACGAGGUGCCAGACUUGGGAGUGCAAAAGAAUGAAUUCAUCUUCUGUCACGACCACCAGAAUAAAGAGUGCAUGCGCUCCAACUGCCGCUUUGUCCACGGCUCUAAAGACGAUGAAGACUAUUACAAGAAGACGGGAGAGCUACCCCUCAGACUAAGAGGGAAAGUUGCAGCACGGCUCGGCCUGUCCCCCAUGGAUCUCCCCCACAGCCGCGGGGAGGUCCCGAUCUGCAGAGACUUCCUGAAGGGAGAGUGCCAGCGGGGCAAUAAAUGUAAAUUUCGCCAUGUCAAAAAAGACUAUGAAUAUGAGCCCUCGAGGGUUGGGGCGGGUGGUGUUGUGGGGCCAGGUGCCAGUGGAAUGGUCAGUGCUGGGGCAGGGAUAGGCAGUGGAGGAGGAGGUGCCUGUGGAGGAAUGCAAGGACUUGUGGGAGUUGGAGGUGGAAGUAAUAUGAUGGGGAUGGGCUGCCCCAGCUUGGGUGGGUGCAGAGAUCCAGGUAUCUCGGGAGUCGGGGGAGUCGGUGGAGGCGGGAUGAGUGGCUGCCUGUCAAUAAGUUCUGCAGGGCAGCGGCGUUUUGACAGAAGCUCAUGCUCAGUGUACGACCCUCUGCUGGAAAGUGGGCUGUUUGAUGCUGGCUCCCUGGAGGCCUCUGUGGACCACACCGCUCUACAGUUUAAGAGAAGACGGUUGGAGGGCCUGCGCCUGGCAGAUGGGACUGGGGGUGGACACUAUGAGCUGGGAAUCCAAGCCACGCUGCCACCACGUCCUCUGGAGUACAGGUUCCUGGAGGAAGAAAACUCCCUGCUGAGGAAGAGAGUGGAAGAGUUGAAGAAGCAGGUUUCAAAUCUCAUCGCCACAAAUGAGGUCCUUCUGGAGCAGAACGCCCAGUUCAGAAGCCAGGCCAAGGUGAUGACGCUGUCCUCCACUCCUGCACCCACUGAGCAGAGUCUGGCUCCCCCUGUGGGUGCAGUAAGCUCCUACAAUCAUGGCAUCGCCCAGACUCACACCACCCUGAGCAGCGCUGGACUGCAGCCUCGGCCUGUCACCCAGCAAGACCUGGUAGCUCCUACCGGCGCCCCUGCGGCACCCCCGACUAACGCUGCCCCACCUACAGCCCCUCCACCCCACCUCAACCCUGAGAUCACCCCCCUCUCAGCCGCACUUGCACAAACCAUAGCCCAGGGGAUGGCACCACCUGUUUCUAUGGCUCCGGUGGCUGUGUCUGUGGCACCAGUGGCAGUGUCCAUGACGCAGCCUCUGCCUGGCAUCACCAUGAGUCACGCCACCACCCCGAUGGUGUCGUACCCCAUUGCGAGUCAGAGCAUGAGGAUCACCACUCUGCCUCACUAACUCAUGAAGAGUCAGACUGUAGCACCCUUAACAGGGAUUUUUAACAUAGUCUUUGUUUAUGUUACGUUAUGCGCGAUUCAACUGAUGACAGAUCGUUGAAUGUCAAUGUGUAUUACAGCGAGGUAUCACUGUAACAACAAGCUUCUCCACCAGAGGGCAGGAUAAACACUUCUCUGUUCAAAACCCAGUGUGGGCAGGUUUGUGGGCAAGUCAAAUAUUCAAAAAAUAAAUGUAAUCCCCCUCAAAAUCCAAUAAUGUAAAGCAUCUGAUACAACAGUAGUAAUAUUCCGGUCCAGCAACGUUGCUGUGACUUGUGGCAACAUCACAGAUGCAUCUUUCCUGACUGACCUGUGAACAGCCUUUGACCAAAGGGAUCCAUUCAAACAUAGGCACCAAAAACUGCAAAGAAACUGCAAAUAUGUAAGCCCAUCCACGUUGUUUGAACCAUCACUGCAAGACUGCAGUGCUGUCUUUAUGGUGCGGUGCUGGAAGAAGUUUGUGUAUAUAUUUUUGUGGGUUGCUCUGGUGUAAAUUAUCUUUGGUACUUUACACAUUUAAAAAAAGAAUAACAAACAUUCAAAAAUGAAA
Messenger RNA from Acanthopagrus latus (yellowfin seabream), 2289 nucleotides. RefSeq names its product zinc finger CCCH-type containing 10 (gene zc3h10). The transcript has 2 exons. Lineage: Eukaryota; Metazoa; Chordata; Actinopteri; Spariformes; Sparidae. The coding region runs from base 40 to 1701 and encodes 553 amino acids. The record is from RefSeq and is a predicted model, not a curated record. Gene Ontology annotation, molecular function: metal ion binding.